This is a messenger RNA of Lodderomyces jiufengensis, 3417 nucleotides long. It is a transcript of the gene RFX2, whose product is annotated as Rfx2p. Gene Ontology annotation, biological process: regulation of DNA-templated transcription. The record is from RefSeq and is a predicted model, not a curated record. Bases 1 to 3417 code for a protein of 1138 amino acids. NCBI's taxonomy places the organism in Eukaryota, Fungi, Ascomycota, Pichiomycetes, Serinales, Debaryomycetaceae. Gene Ontology annotation, molecular function: DNA binding. The transcript has a single exon.
AUGUCAAAUCCUCCCCACCGAAGUCAUAAGCGACAAAAAUCAUCAGUACUGAAUCCUAAUUUUUAUUUUAAUCAACCUCAAACUAAACCUGAAACAAGUCAAUAUUCUACACCUUCGUAUCAUCAACAACAACCACAGCAAGAACAACCUGAAUCUCAACAAACAUCAUUAUUACCUUCAGUAGAUCAAUUACAACAACUGCAUACAAUAAAUGAAGAUGUAUUUCCAUCAUAUCCAACCAGAACUCAACAAAAAUUACAUCCACCACGUGAAUCUCAACCACAAGAAGUUAAAUCACAGAUUAGCUCAUUAAAGCGUGGUGCAACUGCUGCAUUUGAAACUUCUAGUAAUCCAAUAUCAUCAUCUACUCCACCAAGUUCAAUUUAUUAUCAACAAGGUUCUACUUAUCAAGAUUCUGGUCAAUCUUUUUCACAACACCAACAAUAUCAACCUUUUCCUCAAAUUGCACAACCUUCUUAUUAUCAACAUCAUCCUUCUUCAUAUGCACCACCACAAUCAAGUUUUUCUGGAUCUAUUCCUAGCAAUAUUACUACCCCACCAGUCUCUGGACCUUUUAAUUUCAAUUCUCAAGUUUCACAGUCACAAUCUAAUUUUUAUCAACCUGAUAACACAACUAAUAAUCCUUAUCAACCUUCUUUUAGCAACACAUUUUAUUCCACUGGUGGUAAUAAAGUUCAAAAUUUAUAUACAUCAUCUGGAUAUUUAAGGUCUGGUACUCCACAACAAUAUUCAAAUUUAGCAUCUUCAAAUAUUGCAUCUAAUCCUUCAGCAUCUGCAUCUACAUCUACUUCUAGACAACCAGUUAGUCAUAAUAAAAAUAAUUUAUCAAUUUCAUCUCAUUUAACAUUAUUUACUUUGGGUAAUCCAUCAGGUAAUAACUCUCCUGAUCCUAAUAGAAACAGAGAUCAAUCAUUACCUCAACAACAAUCACAACAACCUUCAAUCCUUGAAGCAUUACUUUCUGAAUUAGUUCACGUUGAUGGCUCAAAUAUUAAUGUUUAUUUACUAUCGGCAAUCUAUAAAAUUAACAUGCCCUUCCCAUUAGAUGAUUUUUAUAAUUUGUUAUAUAAUGAUGAAGAUAAUAAACCGUUUGUUAGUAAUUUCAAUUUUGCACAAAAAAUGGAUAGAACUCCAAUAACACCACAAGGAUCAUCUGCAUUUAUAAACAUAGUUGAUGAAUUAUUAAAUACUUUUAAAGAUCCAAAUUUAUUAUUAGAAUAUUUUCCAGAUCAUGAAGAUAAGGAAAAUAAAUUUGGUAAUAUUAAUUAUCAUGAAUUAUUAAGAACGUUUUUAGCUAUUAAAAUCUUACAUGAUAUGAUGAUUCAAUUACCUUUAACUAAUGAUGAAGAUCCUCAAGAUUAUACAAUACCAAGAUUAUCAUUAUAUAAAACUUAUUUUAUUAUUUGUCAAAAAUUGAUUGCAACUUAUCCAAGUUCAUCAAAUACGACAAAUGAACAACAAAAAUUGAUCUUAGGUCAAUCGAAAUUAGGUAAAUUGAUCAAAUUGGUAUAUCCUAAUUUAUUAAUCAAAAGAUUAGGUAGCAGAGGUGAAUCAAAAUAUAAUUAUCUUGGUGUUAUUUGGAAUGAACAUAUUAUAGAUGACACAUUUAAAAGAUUAUGUGAAGAUCAUGACAUUCCUGAGUUAAUUGAAUUAUUUGAUAGUGAAAAUGGAACUAACCCUUUCAUGACUCAACAAAGACCUUCAGUGGUCGAAUCUACAUCCACAACUCCUAAAAAGGGCCACCACCAUCAUCAUCAUCAUCAUCGUAGAAGUUCAUCGAAACUGAAAAUUAAACUUUCUAAUAUCCUUGAACCAUUUGAAGUUCCUCCCACUCAACAAGAACAAGAUGAAUCAGCAAUUGUAGAUGAUGAUGAAAAAACCAAUCCAAUCUUAUCACCAAGAUUAUCAUUUAUCAAACCUUCAUUAAUGUAUCCAGAUGUUUCAAAUUUUACAAUCCUUCAAAAUCUUCAUCGAGAUGAUAAUUGGUUUUCAUCGUUACUAAAAAAUAGUUAUAGUCAAUGUCAACAAAUAAAUCAAGAUUUAAUUAAUCUGUUCUUAUUAACAAAUACAAAUUUGCUGAAUAAAACAAGUUUGUUAAAUAAUUUCAUUAGUUCAUUUAUUAAGCCAUUACUGACUACUACUUACAAUAAAAUUAAAAACAUUGAUUUGCAUUUGUAUUUAAUUAUAAUUUUGGAAUUAUUACCUCAUUUUUUACUAAUCAAACCAUCAUCAGAUCUAAAUUUAUUAAAAAAUUUAAGAAUAAAUCUAUUACAUUUAAUCAAUAACUUGAAUAACGAAUUAAAGAUUGUGGAUUCCGAUCAAUUUCCAGUAACUAAUUCAACUAUUUUUUUAAUCAUAUUGAAAAAAAUGAUGAAUUUAAAUGAUUUAUUGAUAACAUUUAUAAAAUUAUUGAAUAACAAAUCCACAAAAGUAUUGAUGUCAAAAGAUAUUGAAAAUUUUUUAAAAACUUAUUCAUCGACAUCUUCAUCUUCAGCUAAUCAAACAGCAAUAAAAAUGGAAACAAGUAUUCCUCAUACUGAUGAUAGUUCAAAUCAAUUUUUUUUCAAUAUUACCCCCAUAAAUGAUUUAAAUUUUAAUUUUCAAAAAGAUAUAUUAUCAAAUGAUUUAAUUUAUACAUUAAUUGGUUUUAAUUAUGAUCCUUUAAUUAAUAAUGAAAUAAAAUCUCCAAUCUCAAUGAAUUUUAUAACUGAAGAAAUUAAUAUUGUGGACGAUUUCUUCAAAAAUGAUUUAUUAAACUUUUUAAAUUCAAAUAAUUAUCCUUCUAAUAUCAAUACUAGCAAAAAUUAUUAUGAUUACAAUAUUAAUCCAACAAAUACAUCAUCACCUUCAAUUUUGAAUAAUCCAAGUUUAGAUAUUCAUUUAGAUCAUUUACAUUCUUCUUCAUCAACUGAAACUUUAAUGAAUCCAACUAAUGCAACAUCGACUUCAUCAUCAACGUUGUUUAGUAAACCAAAACCAACAACUGAUUCUUCAAGUGCAGCAACAACUACCACCUCAGUAUUAACUCCAUUAGAAUAUUCGAGAUUAAAUUCAUUAUUUCAAUUAAUUGAUGAAAAAUUAUUGUCAAUGCAUUUCAAGACUAAAUAUCCAAUAAUAAUUUUCAAUAAUUAUAUGACAUAUAUAUUAAAUGAUAUUUUAAAAUAUAUUUUUUUAAAUCAACAACAACAACAAAGUUCAAAUCAAUCAAAAAACUAUAAUGCAGAACAAGAUGAAGGAAAUAAUAAAGGGGGUUCUUCUAUAAGUAGAUUAUCAAAUAAGUCCAGCGAUAAUAAUUCAGAAAAUAGUUUUGGAAAUUGGUGGGUUUUCAACUCUUUCAUUCAAGAAUACUUAAAUUUAAUGGGAGAAAUUGUUGGUUUAAAUGAUAGUCUUAGAUAG